AGCAAAGAUGGCGCGGAGCUGUUGGCGGUGCCGAGGAGCGAGCGGAGCUGAGCUUCGAUUCUAAACCGUUCGGGGCCGAAGCAGGAAUAAUGCGAGUGUGAAAUGUGUUCCGCCCCGACCGCCUGGAUGACAACGUCAACUGCUCCCUCUGUGCGUACGAGGAGUGAGGAGCUCCGGGGCUGCAGUGAGAAACACCUCCAUAAACAUUUCUUUAGGACUCGCAGUUGUUGAGGUGUUUUUUUUUCGUCGUCGUCCCCCCUCACCACCCCCACCCCCUCUCCUCCUCCUCCUCCUCCCCAGGGGGAAAGUUGUGGAAAAACAAGUCAGUCGGUCGAGACAGACAGACAGACAGACAGACAAACACACACGCACUGCACCCGCCGCUCGCGAGGAGAUGGCGGACUCGCAGAAGCGGCCCCGCGCCGGCCAAGCGCUUCUUCGCUCGCACCAAGUGGCCCGACUCGGGGAGGAGCACCGCAAGGUAGUCUCAAGCUGCAACGAAAAAAUUCAGCACUGGAAUAAGGUGCAGAGUGACUAUGAAGCACUUCAAGAAAGACUAAAGACUUUGCCUGACAAACUGUCCUAUGAUGUUAUGGUGCCAUUUGGUCCACUUGCAUUUAUGCCUGGACAGCUAGUGCAUACAAAUGAAGUCACUGUGUUACUGGGUGACAACUGGUUUGCAAAGUGUUCUGCAAAGCAAGCUUCCGAUCUGGUAGAGCACAGGAAAAAGCAUGUGCAAAAAGCACUAGAUGAUUUGCAGAAAGUAGUGAAGAACUUUGAAUCUAGGGUCAAGUUCACUGAAGAUCUCCAGAAUGUGGCUGAUGAAAGGAAAGAUAUUGUAGAAAUACAUGAGGAAAUUCAGAAUGAAGAUCUCAAACAUGAAGACCCAAGUUCAGCAGGAAAAUGCAGAAAGGCUCAUAAGCCAACAGCAAACCUUAUGCCCAAAGAUAUUUUUGUAGCAGAACUGGAAGACAGUAGAGAUGAUUGCAAGUCAAAAACAACUGUGCUUACUGAAGGGGAAUUGUGGGCCAGGCUGGAUGAACUGGAAAGACAGGAGAAGAUUCAGGAUGAAAUUGAUAGAAGGUCUGAUGCAGCUGAUGGAAAUAAUGGAGACAAUAGCUCUUCUGAGGACGAACAGAUGAAAAUUGUAAAGCCCAAGAUGGAUGGUGUACGUAAUAUGAACAAUCUUCCAAUUAAACAUGAAAAUACUGAUCAAGAAGAAACUGCAACGCUAAGUUUGCUUCCCACCCAGGAUAAUGGCUUAGAACACAGACUCAGUCAGGAGGCAAAUGUCAAUGAAGCCACUGGGGAUGAUGAUGAUGUGCCAACAAUACACUUUACACAUACGAUGGAACCCAAAAGGGUAAGGAUAAACACAGGCAGGAACACAACCCUGAAAUUCAGUGAGAAGAAGGAAGAGGCCAAACGUAAGAGGAGAAACAGCGAUAGCAAUGGCAAUGGAAACUCAAAUCCGGAACUGGCAAAUAUCAAAUCGCCUACAGAUAUUUAUCGAAUGUUUGUCGACGUUGUAAAUGGAGAAUACUUUCCUCGUAAAUCUAUUCUAAAGUCACGCAGCCGGGAAAACAGCGUUUGCAGUGACACAAGUGAGAGCAGCACAGCUGAGUUUGAAGAUAGGCGGUGCACCUUACGAUCACUGAGUUACGAGGAAGCAACAUACAGCGAUGCUAGCGAGUGCAGCGUUUUGGAGGAGGAAAAUCUUGCAAGUAAACCUCAUCCUUGUCCUGGUUUAUUUGAGGCAUUUUCAGGCACUGUAGUGGAAAAGGAACUUCUCUCGCCUUCAUUUAUUCCACAUCCUACUAUUGCUCAUCCCAUCCUACCCACAAUACCUGAGAAGAAAGUGUCUGAAGAGGACAGUGCAUCUGAAACUCCACUGGAGCCUCCAAAAAGGGUUUCAAAAUUCAAAGCUGCCAGGAUGCAGCAGAAAAUGUGAACUAUCCUUUGGAACAGUCUGUUUCAAGUUUUUGUGAUUGUAUUAAAAAUGGAUGGACAUGAUGUCUACAAAGUCCAGAUUAAGAUAGACAAAAACCCAUCACAAAUAUCUGUUUAAAAAGCAUUUUACAACACAGUGCAUUUAGUUGAAUCUUCCUGUUAAUCUUUGGUCAGUUAAGAAAAAAAAUAGAAAAAACCUUGGAACUUGAAUGGUUACACUAUGCAGCAUUUUCUAGCCAUAUUUAAGUUCUGAUAGUUGAGCCAUAAAGCACUUUUACACGAGUGCUCCUUUGUUUUCAUUAUAAAUUGUCAAAUUCAAUCUCUUAAGAUUAAUGAUUUAUUGUGCAGUCUAUUCAGCUUAGCUGUGUUUAUUCUAUUGAUGUAGCACAUAAAUCAAAACUUUUGCUUCUUUCCAUUUUCAAACUGUGAACUCAUCCAGAUUUGCAUACAUUUCUUCAACUCUUUGUAAAAAUGUUCACUGGAAAUUGACAAAACAGUAUUGUGCAUUUUUAAUAAACUUUUGCAUGUCAAAGCA
Callorhinchus milii (elephant shark) is the source of this 2485-nucleotide messenger RNA. It is a transcript of the gene uri1, whose product is annotated as URI1 prefoldin like chaperone. Lineage: Eukaryota; Metazoa; Chordata; Chondrichthyes; Chimaeriformes; Callorhinchidae. Gene Ontology annotation, molecular function: chromatin binding; transcription corepressor activity; phosphatase inhibitor activity. The transcript is spliced from 11 exons. The record is from RefSeq and is a predicted model, not a curated record. Bases 395 to 1951 code for a protein of 518 amino acids. Gene Ontology annotation, biological process: negative regulation of transcription by RNA polymerase II; negative regulation of phosphatase activity.